This is a messenger RNA of Indicator indicator, 1668 nucleotides long. RefSeq names its product protein NDNF-like. Gene Ontology annotation, biological process: extracellular matrix organization. The record is from RefSeq and is a predicted model, not a curated record. Bases 1 to 1668 code for a protein of 555 amino acids. The transcript is spliced from 3 exons. Lineage: Eukaryota; Metazoa; Chordata; Aves; Piciformes; Indicatoridae. Gene Ontology annotation, molecular function: protein binding.
AUGUUCUGCUUUUAUCUGCCUCUCCAUCUUCUCAUGGUGGCUUGCUUGUGUCAUUCCAUAAAAGCACCUACCACCAGAUCUCAACAGAGUCUCAAGACUGAUCUCUUCAGUUUCUACCACUCCCUGAUACUUGCUGAUGGUAAGGAAACUACAAUUCACCUGCUGAAGGAUAUACCUAAAAGGUACUACUUUGUUUUGGAGGAAGGCAGAGCCCUCGCACCUUUCACAAUAACAGUGACCCCCUGUGAUGUUCCCAUCGAAUGGAGCAUACUUGCAUACAAGACUUCAGCAAGUUUCCUUGGAAAAGCAGGACGAGGUGAUCAUGAUACACAAGAGGUCUCAAAAUCUCAGAAGUCUCCAGGCAUGGUGUCCACCAUUUUUAACUAUAAGGGAAAUUCUGUAGAGACUUACAUGGGUAUGUCUUCUCAUUCUGCCUUAUACAUGCUAGAGUUCUUAUCCACUGAGCGAGACACACACAUCACGGUCUACUUAAGUACUGACACGACAUCUGGGCACCUCUACCCCGAGCUUCCGAUGGAUCCACGCAUAGAUGUUAUUGGCAUUGGGCAUACAACAGUGACUCUGACCUGGAAACACAGUCCCUCUGUCUUGCAACAUAGAGAAAACAUCCAGUACUGUCUUCUAGUUAAUGAUAAGCACAACUACAAAAGCUUAUGUGCUGCUGAGACAGCAAUCAGAUCCUCUGGAAUGAAACUGCCACCUACACUAGCUUUGUCUCUCUCUCCAUACCUUCUCGAACCACAACAGGUGAUGAUAUUGUCCAACAGUGAACUGAGUAUCAUCAAUAAAGUGAGUAGUGGUCAAGUCCAGCAGGUUUGCAUGGGUACCAGGAACACUUACACAGUACCCAGUCUCAGUCCUAGCACUCAGUAUUAUUUUGAUGUUUUUGUUGUCAAUCUCCUCACAAAUGCCAGUGCUGCUUACACUGGGACAUUUGCAAGGACCCUGGAAGAACCUGAACCUAAGGUGAUGGAGCUGAAAGACAGGAAAGUGAUUCACGUUGUCUUGGAUGGGAAAAAACAGAAAUUCUACAGUCUGCAAUACCAGGCAAGGCACAAGAAAAUACAGUUCACCUUCCAGCUGUGUCGAGGCCAAGUACAGGUUCACAUAACAAAGAAUGGUAAAACAGUGGCUUUGGAAAACAUCUCAGGACUGAGGUAUUUCUCAUUGAAGGGAAAGCUACUGGAUACAUAUGUGGUACAGAUGAGGUCCACAGAGCAAUCCAACUCUUCUCUAAAAGUACAGGUUUCCCCCCACUUCCACAAGCCCUUGUUCCCACUUCUUCCAGAGAGCUUAAAAAUCAAGUCCUUCAGUAAACUAAGGACCUGCAACUCGGUCACUAUUGCCUGGCUAGGAACACAAGAGGAGAGCAAGUACUGUGUAUAUAAGAAAAGGAUUGAAGAAGACCAGGUCUGGAUGGAACUUCAGAGCGUGGACAGAUGCUCUGGACCUGAAUCUCGGCACAAGUCAGAGAAAGUGCUUUGCAAGUAUUUCUAUGAUGUCAACGUCCAGCGAGCUGUCACCACUGAGACCAUCAGAGGGUUGGAUGCAGGGACACUUUACUUGUUUGAUGUUUAUCUCUUUGGGCCAUCUGGCAUCCCUAUCAGAUAUCACAGCAAAGUUGUGAAGACAAGAAAAAAAUGUUGA